Sphaeramia orbicularis (orbiculate cardinalfish) is the source of this 1313-nucleotide messenger RNA. RefSeq names its product ankyrin repeat and SOCS box-containing 12a (gene asb12a). Lineage: Eukaryota; Metazoa; Chordata; Actinopteri; Kurtiformes; Apogonidae. The coding region runs from base 176 to 1135 and encodes 319 amino acids. The record is from RefSeq and is a predicted model, not a curated record. The transcript is spliced from 4 exons. Gene Ontology annotation, molecular function: protein binding.
ACACACACACACACACACCAUACUGCACUUUCCACAACUUGAAGUUCCUGUGGAAGCAUCACUCCACUCCUUCAACUUUUCCAGUCUUUUAACAUCGAGAGAAAAUCCAUUUGGAAUAUCAAACCAGAUAACAGAGAUGGACGGGCUCUGACUCGUUCUGCCCUGGAGUCACAGCAUGGUUCUGGGCCAAACUGUCAACAUGAGUCUGAUGGACAUUUCAAAGAUCUUCUCGCUGCUGCAGCCUAAGGAUGAAGAUGAGGACAAUGAGCAGUGUCAGGCCUUGAACAACGCCGUGAGCAGCGAUAACGUGACGCUGCUGUCAGAGCUCCUGUCUCAGGAGGCUUACAAGAGGUCUAUCAACGGUCGCAGUGGCUGGGGGGUCCCGGUCACCCCUCUGCGCACCGCUGCUGCUUUGGGACACCUGAGAUGCCUGGAGCUGCUGCUGGAGCACGGCGCAGAGAUUGACAGCCUGGAUGUGAAGGCCCAGACGCCUCUGUUCACAGCUGUCAGCGGGAAACAUCUGGACUGUGUGGUGGCUUUGCUGAAAUCUGGAGCCGAUCCCAACGGCAGUCAGUACAACAACUGCUCCCCGGUGCUCACCGCCGCCAGGGAAGGGGACGUGGACGUGCUCCGCGAGCUGUUGCGAUUUGGAGCCGAGGUGGAUGUGAGACCCAAGGUACCCGACUGGGCCUCCAACGCCACGGCGUGCAGAGGGCCCCUGUACAUCUCUGCUGUUUACGGACAUCUGGACUGCUUUAAACUGCUGCUUCUUCACGGGGCAAACCCCAACUACAACUGCACUGAUGAGAAGAUGUUGGCCAGGAUAAAACAGCCAAAGACCGUCCUGGAGGUGUGUCUCCGUUAUGGCUGUGGGGUGGAGUACAUCCAGCUUCUUAUAGACUUUGGGGCAGAUGUGUAUCUACCUACGCUGAUCAUUGACAAGAUGACAAAGCAGAAUGAAGCUUUGGUUCUGCUGUUCAAAGAGAGAGUUUGCCCCAAAACACUGAUGUCACAGACUCGGCUGGCGAUUCGAAGAUUCCUCCCAAAUGCAGAUAAGAAUCCCGCCAUUGACCGUUUGGACAUUCCUCCAAUCCUGAGGAACUACCUCAAGCACAACACCUCUGAACUUGUAUGAUGCUCCGUUUAGCAUCUGGAGAUAUGGCCAGUGACAUUUUGUAACUUCACUACUGUGUACUGAUGAUUGGACUGGUCCAUCUAGGCUAUGUCGACUGAUUUUGGCAUAGUUGCAACAAAAUGAAAGAUCACCUAUAUCAAUAUACAGGGUGGGGAAGCAAAAUUUACAAUAUUUUGAG